Messenger RNA from Leopardus geoffroyi (Geoffroy's cat), 911 nucleotides. It is a transcript of the gene DMAC2L, whose product is annotated as distal membrane arm assembly component 2 like. The transcript has 6 exons. The record is from RefSeq and is a predicted model, not a curated record. Bases 290 to 892 code for a protein of 200 amino acids. NCBI's taxonomy places the organism in Eukaryota, Metazoa, Chordata, Mammalia, Carnivora, Felidae.
GGCGAAGGGCAGGCCGGCGGCGCCGUAGACGCGGGGCACGCUCGCUCGCUCCCUCCCUUCCUCCAAUGCCGUAGGCUCCAUGCCCAAUGUGGGACUUGAUUGAACUCACAACCCUGAGAUCGAGAGUUGCAUGUUCUACAAACUGAACCAGCCAAGCACCCCAGAACUUCCACUUUAAAAACACUUACUUUUUUUAUGCAAACAGGGGAACUCUAAACCAAACCUACUCAGAAACAUUUUGUGUGUAUCCUAUUUUGAAUCAAACAUUAGAGGUCUAGCCUUCUAUCAAAUGAUGCUGUUUGGAAAAAUUUCCCAGCAGUUGUGUGGCUUAAAGAAACUCCCAUGGUCAUGUGACUGCAGAUACUUCUGGGGCUGGUUGAAUGCAGUGUUUAAUAAAGUGGAUUAUGAACGCAUCAGGGAUGUGGGACCCGAUAGGGCAGCAUCGGAGUGGCUGCUGCGCUGUGGGGCCAUGGUGCGCUACCACGGCCAGGAGAGGUGGCAGAAGGACUACAACCACCUCCCCACAGGACCUCUGGACAAGUACAAGAUUCAGGCAAUUGAUGCCACCGACUCUUGUAUCAUGAGCAUUGGAUUUGAUUACAUGGAGGGCCUACAGCAUGUUGAAAAAAUAAGGCUAUGCAAGUGUCAUUAUAUCGAGGAUGACUGUUUGGAGAAACUUGGUAAACUUGAAAAUUUACAAAAGAGCGUAUUGGAAAUGGAAAUAAUUUCAUGUGGGAAUGUCACAGACAAAGGCAUCAUUGCUUUAUAUCACUUAAGAAACCUGAAAUAUUUAUUGUUAAGUGAUCUUCCUGGAGUAAGAGAAAAAGAAAACCUUAUCCGAGCCUUUAAGACAGCACUGCCUUCUCUGGAACUAAAAUUAGACUUGAAGUAAAAUAAUCAUAUUUAAGAAG